AUGAAAUGGAAGCUUGCAUCAGGGGUGUUGUGCGAUAAGAAAGUGCCGCCUAUACUAAAGGGAAAGUUCUACAAAGUGGUGGUUAGACUGACUAUAUUGUAUGGGACGGAAUGCUGGCCAGUUAAGAAAGCUCAUGUCCAGAAGAUGAAGGUAGCAGAGAUGCGGAUGCUAAUAUGGAUGUGCGGGCAUACCAGGAGAGAUAGGAUUCGAAAUGAAGUGAUUCGGGACAAGAUGGAUGUGGCUUCUGUGGUGGAUAAGAUGCGGGAAGGGAGGUUGAGAUGGUUCGGCCAUAUGCAAUGGAGAUGCGUUGAUGCGCCAGUGACGAGGUGUGAGAGGAUGGCAAUGGUGGGCCUGAAGAGAGGGAGGGGUAGGCCCAAGAAGGCCUGGGGAGAGGUGAUUCGGCAGGAUAUGACGCUACUUCAGCUUACCGAGGACAUCACAGGUGAUAGGAGGGGCUGGAGGUCGAGUAUCAGGGUAGAGGGCUAG
This is a messenger RNA of Lycium ferocissimum, 486 nucleotides long. RefSeq lists its product as uncharacterized. NCBI's taxonomy places the organism in Eukaryota, Viridiplantae, Streptophyta, Magnoliopsida, Solanales, Solanaceae. The coding region runs from base 1 to 486 and encodes 161 amino acids. The record is from RefSeq and is a predicted model, not a curated record. The transcript has a single exon.